Messenger RNA from Homarus americanus (American lobster), 979 nucleotides. RefSeq lists its product as uncharacterized. The record is from RefSeq and is a predicted model, not a curated record. Gene Ontology annotation, cellular component: extracellular region. NCBI's taxonomy places the organism in Eukaryota, Metazoa, Arthropoda, Malacostraca, Decapoda, Nephropidae. Bases 60 to 707 code for a protein of 215 amino acids. Gene Ontology annotation, molecular function: chitin binding. The transcript is spliced from 3 exons.
GUGAUGGUGGUGUGGGCAAUAAAGGGGCCUUCAGUUGGCACCAAGCCUUCACCAACGCCAUGUUCCUUGUGGCUACGUUUCUCCUGAUGAUCCUGCUGGUGAGAGGGAGCUUGCAGGUGUGUGCCCCAGACUGCACAGGUGUGGACCCAGGGUUCAGCGUGAAGGAUCCCACCGACUGUACCAAGUACUACAUCUGUCUCGACACCUCCGGAGAUGGCAAGCUUGUGGCAUCAUCCGAGUCAUUGUCAUGCCCGGACGGCCAGUUCUUCUUGGAUGAGCACACGAUACCCCGGUGUACCCCUCUGCCCGAAUUCCUCCCUAACACGUGCAAGUCAAUGUGUAAUCCCUGUGUGCCCAACUGCCCCGCUGUAGGAGCUCUUGAGCCCCAUCCCAUCAACUGCUCGAGAUACUAUGUGUGUCUAGAGGACAACCACGUCAUUGAGGAAUCUUGUCCUCCGCAUAAGGGCCAUUUUGAUUAUAAAUUUGGCGAGUGCACCGCAGAUAACACAGUCUGCUACAACUACUGCGACCCCUGUGUGCCUCACUGUACCACCGUCGAUCAACGAGUGGAAGACCCAUACGACUGCACCAAGUUCCACCUGUGUAUCAUGGGUGGCCUGGCGAAUUUCAAGUGUCCUCACCAUCAGGUAUAUAACAGAUACGCUGGCUUGUGUGAGGAGAACGUGUACUGCCUUCCAACUUGCUAAAUCUAACUAUUCUUCGAAGUGAUGACCUUUUUUACUGUAUAUUUUAAGUGAAAUUAAUGAAGAAAGGAGUGGAGAGGUUAGGUGUAAAAAGCUAGGUAAUACAUUGUAAGCAUUUUCAAUACUCAAAUGACCACUUAACUUAUAUUGAAUAACUAAAAUUUAUAAAUCAUGUAAUUAAUGGUUUUUGCUACGUAACAGAUGGUUCGAAAACAAUCAUCUCGGUGUUCUACUUUCACCGUGUUCUGAGAAACCCAAUAAAUACGCUUGUUUUG